AAACGAUUUGCCUUUUUGCCCUUGGAUAUUUUUAACGCUGGUUUAAGAUAUAAAGGUGGUCGGAUGCCUGGCAUAAGAGCUACAGAUAGACGUCGACCGCAAAAUAUUUCAUCUACAAGAGAAUUUCAACGCAUUAAACUCUCAUAUAAAGUCGCUAUUGUUGACCAAAGAAAACCUAGAAGCUGCCGUGGUAUGAACAUGGGCCAAAAAAUAAGUGGAGGUGCAAAAUCAGUUAGUCGAAAUGACACACAUUCCAACUUGAAACCAUUAAUACCACGUGAACUUGCUGCGGAUUUCAUAAAGCCUACGCGGUUAGACAUUUUACUGGAUAUGCCUCCUGCAAGUAAAGAGAUUCAAAUUAAACAUUCGUGGAAUUCUGAAGACCGAUCACUAAAUAUAUUUGUAAAAGAAGACGAUAAAUUGACAUUUCAUAGACAUCCUGUGGCUCAAAGUACAGAUUGCAUACGAGGUAAAAUCGGUCUAACAAAAGGCCUACACAUAUGGGAGAUAUAUUGGCCCACAAGGCAAAGAGGUACACACGCUGUAGUAGGAGUAGCCACAGCUGAAGCGCCUUUACAUUCAGUCGGCUACCAAAGCUUAGUAGGUUUGUCAGAUCAGAGCUGGGGUUGGGACUUAGGAAGAAAUAAACUGUAUCACGAUUCAAAAAAUUGUGUAGGAACAACCUAUCCAGCCAUACUUAAAAAUGAUGAAGCUUUUUUAGUCCCAGAUAGAUUUUUAGUUGCUUUGGAUAUGGACGAAGGCACCUUAAGCUUUAUAGUUGAUCAGCAAUACCUCGGAGUUGCGUUUAAGGGACUCAAAGGAAAAAAACUGUAUCCCGUCGUUUCCGCUGUUUGGGGCCAUUGUGAAAUUACCAUGACAUAUGUUGGUGGAUUGGAUCCUGAACCCCUGCCGUUAAUGGAUUUGUGUAGAAGAACCAUUCGCCAGAAAGUAGGACGGAUACAUUUAGAGGAACGCAUUCAGGAACUACAACUUCCUCUGUCCAUGAAGAAGUAUCUACUGUACAAAAAUCGAAGAUAAUACCUUAAUGUAGAUACUUAAGAUAUAAUUUACAAUUAUUGUAAUUUCAUUGUCAAACAGUAUCUUGUAAAACUGCUGAUGUUGCCACUAUUACACGCGUAAGAUCUCCAAAAUUUGGUAUAUUUACAAUAGAGUAAAGCAACGUCAA
This is a messenger RNA of Rhagoletis zephyria (snowberry fruit fly), 1186 nucleotides long. RefSeq names its product splA/ryanodine receptor domain and SOCS box containing gustavus (gene gus). The record is from RefSeq and is a predicted model, not a curated record. Gene Ontology annotation, cellular component: SCF ubiquitin ligase complex. Gene Ontology annotation, biological process: proteasome-mediated ubiquitin-dependent protein catabolic process. NCBI's taxonomy places the organism in Eukaryota, Metazoa, Arthropoda, Insecta, Diptera, Tephritidae. Gene Ontology annotation, molecular function: protein binding.